AUGGGUUUCAUUAACUCAUCUAGAGCUCCGAUAGAGCCAAGUUUUGAGCUCAAGGAUUCUCCGCACACAAUGGAUAAAGACCGAGAAGAGAAAUCGGGUUCAGAGGUGGGAGAACUCUCAAAGGUAAAUCACGCCGACAUUGAGGGGGGUGUUGCGCGGGUUGAAGCAGCUCAAGCCGUAUGGGGAACGCAUGGGAAAUAUAUUAUUGUUGCUGGUGAACUAGACAAUUCCACUGUCUACGUCUACCAAAACUACGCCACCUCAUCCUUCGACAAACUCUCUCUGGUUUCAACCCUUGGAACAGCAGGUGCCAUCAUAUUCGCUGUGGUUAAACCACCAAUUGCCAAACUAUCCAACAUCAUCGGUCGAGGCGAAACAUACAUCUUCACCAUCUCAUGUUACCUUGUAGCAUAUAUCCUCAUUGCAUCCGCCAAGUCCUUCAAUGCAUAUGCAGCUGGAUUUGUCUUCUACGCCAUUGGUCAGUCUGGCACAAAUAUCAUGAACGACAUUAUCAUCUCUGAUAUAUCCACCGCAAGAUGGCGAGGCCUAGCAAUCGGCGCCUCCUUCUUCCCGUUCAUAGCCAUGCCCUGGAUCUCAGCUUUCAUCGUCGACAGUGUAGUCCACGGCAUCGGCUGGCGCUGGGGAAUCGGUAUGCUCGCGAUCCUGAUGCCCUUCUGCGCGAGCUUCAUCAUAGCAACUCUGCUGUACUACCAAUCUCGCGCCAAGAAGGCAGGGCUCGUAGCACAGUCUCGGAUCUCCGCGCGCGAAUUCUGCUCGCAGAUAGACCUGGGGGGAACCGUCCUCUUUAGCUGCGGCUUCGCCAUGCUUCUCCUCCCCCUAACCCUAGCCGCCACGACAACAUCCCGCUGGCACACGCCUUACAUCGCCGUUCUCCUGGCGCUGGGCUGCGCGUUCCUGAUGGCGCUGCCAUUCUACGAGAAAUUCGUCGCCAAGUACCCUCUGGUCCCCGUGCACUAUUUCACCAACCCAACCAUCGUCAUGUCCAUGCUGCUCAUCUCGACGGAUUCCAUGGGGUUUGGUGCUACGCACACGUAUCUGUACCCCUGGGUAACAGUCGUGCAUGACUUCGCGGCGCGGGAGGCGACCUUCUACACGUUUACCAACGGAGUCACGCAAUGCACCAGCGGUAUCAUCGCCGGCUUCAUCAUGCUCAAAACGCAGCGCUACAAAUGGCUUCUCAUGGGCGCCGUUGCCAUCCGCCUGGUCGGAUACGGGAUCAUGAUGCGGCUGCGCGGCGCGAACAACACGCCCGCUGAACUGUUCGUCGUGCAACUGAUCCAGGGGAUUGGAAGCGGAGUGAUCCAGACGGCCGUUCUGGUGUCCGCGCAAAUCAUGGUCCCGCAUGCCGAGCUGGCGCAGAUCACAGCGUUGGUGAUAUGCUUCUCGUUCCUGGGCGCGAGUAUCGGGGCGAGUAUCGCGGGUGGCAUUUAUACAGGGACGUUUGGCGAAGCGCUGAAACGACAUCUGGGGGAUGAAGCUACGCGGGCGUUGAUUGACGAGUUGCUUAAUUCGAUUACGGGGGUUUUGCCGAGAUGGGGAUCGAUGGAGAGAAUCGCUAUUGAUUAUGCUGCAAGUACUUCCUCUCCACCUCCUCUCCAUCUUCCUCCCCAACUUCCUCCUCCCAAGUCUUCAACUUACAACCAGCACACCUCCAACUCCAACUAA
Molecule: messenger RNA, 1686 nt
Organism: Lachnellula hyalina
Lineage: Eukaryota; Fungi; Ascomycota; Leotiomycetes; Helotiales; Lachnaceae
Gene: str3
Product: Siderophore iron transporter
Exons: 2
Coding region: 1-1686 (561 amino acids)
Biological process (GO): transmembrane transport
Molecular function (GO): transmembrane transporter activity
Source: RefSeq, a predicted model, not a curated record